Molecule: messenger RNA, 1950 nt
Organism: Ylistrum balloti
Lineage: Eukaryota; Metazoa; Mollusca; Bivalvia; Pectinida; Pectinidae
Product: solute carrier family 23 member 1-like
Exons: 13
Coding region: 1-1950 (649 amino acids)
Biological process (GO): transmembrane transport
Cellular component (GO): membrane
Molecular function (GO): transmembrane transporter activity
Source: RefSeq, a predicted model, not a curated record
AUGGCGCCUCAUCCCGAAGUUUUCCGAGGAAAGCUCUAUCUCACACGGGGUAAGGAAGAUACUCCGAAGGGUUUACAUAAUAUAGCACGUGACAACUGCAAGGACUGUACAACACUUGCUAGGAAUUGCCGUAGUGAAUGUACAGGGAAAAACGACAGAACUGUCGAUAUCGUGAUUGAAGCCAACAAUCCAUUAUCGGAAACAGCAGAAGACCCUGAUAACAAAACAUCCCAGCAUCCUGAAAAUGAUCCGGAUGUUCCGACAUUACGUUUCGGCGUACGAGAUCACCCACCGUUUGUGUUUUCUGUGAUUCUAGCCAUUCAGAAUGUGAUGUUGUCAUUUUCGUCAAAUUUGCUCAUGAGCGUCACAAUCGCAGACCUCGCAUGCGCAGACAGAAACGACCCAAUAAGAGCCAAGCUUUUCAGUACGUCCGUGUUUAUGGUAGGACUAACUACGAUUGCGCAGAGUGCUUUUGGAAUAAGAUUACCGAUAUUUCAAGGCGUUUCCGAUUCUUUUUAUGGACCCUUGCUGGCAAUGCGAUCAGCAGGAGUGUUGUCAUGUGACAGUUCCAGCGACGUAGAAUCGGAAACUAUGUCAACCAAUUAUACGGUGCAUCAGAAUGUUACCAUGGAAACUGAACAAGAAAUGGUUUAUUAUCGGGUUACUCAGCUCCAAGGAAGCUUAAUGGCUGCCGGUCUUGUAACGGAAGUGUUCUUAGGAGGAACUGGCCUUCUGGGAUACCUGGUGAACCUUGUGGGCCCCAUUACAGUCUGUGUGACGAUUUCCUCGAUAGCACUGUCCCUAUACCCAAUCCCUUUGCGAUACUCUACUGCAUUCCUUCCGGUUGCUCUUUGUGGUGUAAUCAUGAUGAUUUUGUGUAUCAUGUAUCUCACACGAAUCAAAGUCUCGGUACCCACAAUGCAAUGCGACAGGAAGAAGGCCAACAAUCGACCAAAGUCGUCCAAAACAACGAAAAUGCCAAUUUUUCAGACAUUGUCGAUUUCCAUCACAGUGAUGUUUACGUGGGCGCUGUGUUGGGUACUGACUUUGUCCGGAGCUCUACCAGAUGACCCCAGUGACCCCGCCUAUCGUGCCCGGACAGACACACGUGGAAAUAUAAUAUCUUUGUCACCAUGGUUCUACUUUCCAUAUCCAGGUCAAUUCGGUCCAAUCCGUUUUAACACAGCCAUCUUCCUAGGGUUUAUCAGUUCAUAUCUGUCUUCCAAUAUCGAGUCCAUCGGGGAUUACAUGAUUAUCUCCAAGCAUACGGGAACAUAUCCUCCACCCAUGCACGCCAUCAACCGUGGAAUACUGACAGAAGGAAUCCUGGGAGUAGUGGCGGGGGCCCUGGGGGCCGGGCAUGCUACUACGUCAUACAGUUCAAACGCUGUUCUCAUCAAACUUACACAGGUAGCUAGUCGGAGCGUCAUGGUGAUUGCUGGCUUUAUUUGUAUGGUUUUUGGGGUGAUCGGCAAACUUGGAGCGGUAAUGGCAUCAGUUCCGGAUCCGGUUAUAGGGGGCGUGUCCUUAGUAAACUUUGGUUUACUAUUGUCAAUUGGACUUUCAUUACUACAGAAAGUAAACCUGUCAUCUACUCGGAAUCUUGCUGUACUGGGCACGUCAUUGUACAUAGGCUUAGUCACUUCCGAAUGGUUAAAAAUCAACAGAAACUUCAUUAAUACAGGUAACGCAUCCCUAGACCAGGUGCUAAAACUGGUCCUAGGAACUCAGAUGUUUGUAGCCGGACUAACCUCUAUCAUUCUGGAUAAUACUGUGAAAGGAACAAAAGAAGAGAGGGGAAUGGGCAGAUUGCCAUCUUUCGAAACCGGAAGCGGAAGUAAGGUCGAUACGUACCAUUGGGUGUACGAUGUUCCAGGGAUAUCGAGGUUACAGAAGAAAAUCCGGAUACUUCGUUAUAUUCCCUUUCUCCAACCUUACAGACAACUAUAA